CGUGAGGCGGAAGUGGGGGCGGGAAGGCUGACAGCGCCGGGCGCGGCAGUGUUGGGGGUGCUUGGCAGGCCGGUGCCCCUUGGCUGUUCCCAGCGGUCCCGCGGCAGCCCCCGCGCCAGGGCGGGGCAGGAUCCCUCCGGAGGAGGCCUCGGCCCGCAGGAGGGAGAUAGAGGACAAGCUCAAGCAGGAAGAAGAAACGCUGUCCUUUAUAAGAGAGAGUCUUGAAAAGAGUGAUCAGCUCACCAAAAACAUGGUUUCCAUCCUCUCCUCCUUUGAGAGCCGUUUGAUGAAGCUGGAGAACUCUAUCAUCCCUGUACAUAAGCAGACAGAGAAUCUACAACGUCUGCAGGAGAAUGUUGAGAAGACCCUGUCCUGUCUGGAUCAUGUCAUUAGUUAUUACCAUGUGGCUAAGGACACAGAGAAGAUCAUAAAGGAAGGCCCUACGGGGAGACUAGAGGAGUAUUUGGGCUGCAUGGCCAGAAUCCAGAAGGCUGUAGAAUAUUUCCAGGACAACAAUCCUGACAGCCCAGAACUGAACCGGGUGAAAUCCCUGUUUGAGAGGGGGAAGGAAUCUCUGGAAUCAGAAUUCCGCAGUCUGAUGACGCGACACACCAAGCCAGUUCCUCCAAUCCUCAUCCUGGAUCUGAUCAGUGGGGAUGAUGAGAUUGAUACGCAGGAAGAUAUGAUUUUGGAACACCUCCCUGAGAGUGUCUUGCAAGACAUUGUCCGUAUCUCCCUUUGGCUGGUGGAGUAUGGAAGAAACCAAGACUUCAUGAAUGUUUAUUACCAAAUCCGCUCUAGCCAGCUCGACCGCUCCAUCAAAGGUCUGAAGGAGCAUUUCCGUAAGAACAGCUCCUCCACAGGCAUCCCGUACUCCCCCGCCAUUCAGAACAAGAGGAAGGACACACCGACCAAAAAGCCUAUCAAGAGACCAGUCUUCAUUCCAGGCACGAUCCGGAAGGCUCAGAACCUUCUGAAACAGUAUUCUCAGCAUGGUCUAGAUGGGAAAAAGGGGGCCUCUAACCUCAUUCCUAUGGAAGGGAGGGAUGACAUGUUGGACAUCGAGAUUGAUGCGUACAUUCACUGUGUUAGCGCCUUUGUGAAACUGGCCCAGAGCGAGUACCAGCUCCUGACAGAAAUCAUCCCAGAGCACCACCAGAAGAAGACCUUUGACUCCCUCAUUCAGGAGUCUCUGGAUAACCUGAUGAUAGAGGGGGAUAACAUUGUCUCAGCAGCCCGGAAGGCCAUCAUUCGGCAUGACUAUUCAGCUGUGCUCACCAUCUUCCCCAUCCUCAGACACCUGAAGCAGACAAAGCCAGAGUUUGAUCAAGUCUUACAGGGCACUGCAGCCAGCACAAAGAACAAGCUUCCAGGGCUGAUCACCUCCAUGGAAACCACAGGUGCAAAAGCACUGGAGGACUUUGCAGACAACAUUAAGAAUGAUCCAGACAAGGAGUAUAACAUGCCGAAAGAUGGGACAGUUCACGAACUCACCAGCAAUGCCAUUCUCUUCCUGCAGCAGUUGCUGGAUUUCCAGGAGACAGCAGGUGCCAUGCUGGCAUCCCAAGUUCUUGGGGACACAUACAAUAUUCCUUUAGAUCCCAGAGAGACCAGCUCUUCAGCUAGCAGCUACAGUUCUGAAUUUAGCAGACGUCUGCUCAGCACCUACAUCUGCAAAGUAUUGGGCAACUUGCAACUAAACCUUCUCAGUAAAUCCAAGGUUUAUGAGGACCCAGCUUUGAGUGCCAUCUUCCUGCACAACAACUACAAUUACAUCCUUAAAUCCCUUGAAAAGUCUGAGCUAAUCCAGUUGGUGGCUGUGACUCAGAAAACAGCAGAGAGGUCUUACAAGGAGCACAUUGAGCAGCAGAUCCAAACCUACCAGCGCAGCUGGUUAAAAGUAACAGAAUACAUCUCGGAGAGAAACUUGCCUGUCUUUCAAUCAGGAGUCAAGCUCAAGGAUAAGGAGAGGCAGAUGAUAAAGGAGCGUUUUAAGGGUUUUAAUGACGGCCUGGAGGAGUUGUGUAAAAUCCAGAAGGCCUGGGCCAUCCCUGACAUGGAGCAGAGGGACAAAAUCCGCAAGGCCCAGAAAACCAUUGUGAAAGAGACCUACAGUGCCUUCUUACACAGGUAUGGCAAUGUGCCCUUCACCAAGAACCCUGAGAAGUACAUCAAGUAUAGAGUUGACCAGGUGGGCGAGAUGAUUGAGAAGCUGUUCGACACAUCAGCAUGAACCGCUGACUUAUAUGGUAGUCAGUGUUUUCCUGGUCACCUCUGGGCCUCCUUCCCUGCCCCAUUCUGGUGGGUUGGUGUUAUACUUGUAUUUAUUGGAUUUAUAAACAUGUGAAAACACUC
This is a messenger RNA of Caretta caretta (loggerhead turtle), 2355 nucleotides long. RefSeq names its product exocyst complex component 7 (gene EXOC7). Gene Ontology annotation, cellular component: exocyst. Gene Ontology annotation, biological process: exocytosis. Gene Ontology annotation, molecular function: phosphatidylinositol-4,5-bisphosphate binding. The record is from RefSeq and is a predicted model, not a curated record. Lineage: Eukaryota; Metazoa; Chordata; Testudines; Cheloniidae.